Stegostoma tigrinum is the source of this 5350-nucleotide messenger RNA. It is a transcript of the gene ramp1, whose product is annotated as receptor activity modifying protein 1. Gene Ontology annotation, cellular component: cell surface; signaling receptor complex; membrane. Gene Ontology annotation, biological process: G protein-coupled receptor signaling pathway; regulation of G protein-coupled receptor signaling pathway; receptor internalization. Gene Ontology annotation, molecular function: coreceptor activity. Bases 105 to 545 code for a protein of 146 amino acids. The transcript has 3 exons. Lineage: Eukaryota; Metazoa; Chordata; Chondrichthyes; Orectolobiformes; Stegostomatidae. The record is from RefSeq and is a predicted model, not a curated record.
CAGUGGUUGCGGGGCGGAGGGAACGAGAGAGAGAGAGAGAGAGAGAGAGAGAAAAGAGAUAAGGGAGAGAGGCUCCGGGAACAGGGCGAGCGGACAGUUUCCCGAUGGCUCCCCGGCGGACCGGCCUCUUCCUCGGCCUUCUGCUGCUCGCACAUCACCUUAUUCUGCUCACAGCCUGCAAUGAAGCCUAUUACUCCUAUAUUAUCCAACAUAUUUGCUUGGAGUCCUUCAGAUUCCAAAUGACUGACAUUGGACAGAAGCUCUGGUGUGACUGGGAAGCUACACUAAGUUUCUAUUGGGAUCUUACCAACUGCACAUUCCUGAUUGCCAACAAGAUGGACUGUUUUUGGCCAAAUCAAGUGGUGGAUCAGUUCUUUGUCACCAUCCACAAGGAAUACUUUGCAAACUGUUCAGUUUCUGGAAGAGGCCUAGGGGAUCCCCCAAACAACAUUGUAGGGCCUUUCAUUAUGAUUCCAGUGAUGGUCACAUUGCUUAUGACAGCCCUUGUGGUCUGGAGAAGCAAACGAAAUGAAGGCAUUGUCUAAAGGUUUUACAACCUCUUUAGCGGCAGAGGACAUCACAGAUUUUAACCUUGAUCUAGUAAAGCAAUGGUACUGUUUCAGCCAACUUUAUAUUGGACAACAUCAACAGACUGAACUUCCAGAAUCUAAAGGUGAACCCAAACUCACUGUUGAACGAUCCUCUGGUACCUUAACAGCAAGUGGAAAACACAAGAUGUUCGAGGUACCACUGCUCCUAAUCAGGGAUAUAGGUCAAGUUUAACAAAUUGUUUCAAAAUAUUCUGUAUUAUCUUUCAAACUUUAAUACUUGGUUAAAGUUUUAAAUCACCUGGAACCAGCCAUUAAACAUUUGUGACUUUGGUGAUGAGUUUGACAAAUUUUAGACUGUUAGAUCAGAACAUGGCAAGCACUGAAUUCUCAGUGUGCUGAAAUUCAUGAUGUUUUUUUUCCUCGCUAAGUAACACAUUUGUGUAAGUUAUUGAUGUACUCUUGCAAGCUUUUGGUGUCUAUGCUGGAAGACAUGAAUUUUCUUUUCUGAUAGAGAACGAGUUGACCACACAUCGUUUCUGAAAUGUAAUAUAACACAAAUAUGUUCAACCCACUAACGCUCAUAGAGUGAGAGUGUGAAGGGAGAAGAAGUUGCCAGAAAGAUUAUAGCUAAAGAACCAUCAAAAUGUAACUUUUAAUUCAAUCCAGUAUGCUAAUUUUGUUAUGGGAUUUAAAAAAAAAUUAUCAUCGUGGUUGUCAGCAGUGCCCCUAUAAACCUAAUCCGUUGGGUGGUCUCACUGCUUUCUGAACGCAAAACAUUGCAUCGGCACUCAAAUCUUGGAUUCCGAACAGAAAAAAGGUUGGUAGGUGAAAUUCUGGGACGGCACAUGGGCCAUUCAUAGCAGGAACUGAUACGUUUUGGUGGAAACACAUUCAAAAAGAAAUUGAACAAAUAGUUAGAAGGGGAAAAUUUUGCAGGACUAUAAUGAAAAUAAAGUUUCUAACGGAACAAUUCUUAUACAUCUCUAUAACCGUGUCCAGUUAGAUCUGUGCUACCAUUGGCCCUCAACCAGGGUGAUGGCAGGGGAAGACUUUUAAUUGCUUCAAAUGUUUUUCAGCAGGAAUAGAAAAUUAUCACUUUCUGCUGCUGUUGACUACUGGUGGCUCUGUAUUAUUAGUCCCUGCUAGAAAAUACAAGUUUGGAUGUUCAGAGGCUAGAAUUGAAGCAGGCCUUUGUCUGCUGUCAAAUAGCCUCCAGUCCUCAUUGUGUGGAUCAGCCAAAAAUAAUGCAAUUGCUUUCCCUAAAGAUUAAAUAUCCUCAAGAGAGGAGGGAAAAGUGAGAGGAAAAUUUUAAAAGAAAUGCUUUUGUGAAGAUUGCAUCAUUGAGGAAAACAUUCACCUACAACACUUGCUAGGUAAAUGUAAAGUCACCCUAGGGCCAGGUGACCAUUGUCUCAUUAGAGGGGGCAUCUAGUAGUGGUUUAACGGCAGGGUCACUACACCUCAGGCAAGGGGAGAGGUUGAAAAGGAAAGUCCUUAGUGUAACACUUAUUAUAUUAAGCCAACAGAAUGCAAAUGGUGCCCCAGAAUCAGCAAAUAGAAACAGAAAAUGUUAGACUGUUCAACAGUCAGGCAAUAACACAAGAGACAGAAAUAACAUUUCACCUCAAUGACGUUUCAUGAGAAGUGGGAAAGGUGAAAGAUGUAACAGGAUUUAAGCAAAACCAGGAAAAAUGAUGGGGGCCAUGGGAGUCAAAAGGGAAGGUCUAUGAUCAGGUAAAAAGCAGGAGAGAUUAAUUGACAGGUGGGGUGAUGGAGCAAGGCAAAGUGGGAUUUAAAAUAAAAUAUAGCCAGAUUGGGGUGAUUAUCUACUGUAGGAUGAAUGCAAGACAGUAGAGCAGUAGGGAAAAUCUUACAGAAUCGGACAAGGUUGUCUGGGAAUGUGGUAGUGGAUAAACAGUACAGGCCUACGCCAACAUCUGGUUGUUUACAAAUAGAAAAUGCCCACCCCAAGCAAUAGCCUGCAUCUGUGCCCAGUUGCUCAGUCAUCCUGCAGUUGCACACUCUUUAAGAAAUUGGUAGCAGGGACAAAGAUCUGAAGCUGUGAGUGUAGAGAGGUCAAAGUGGGAGUGGAAAGGAGAACUGAAGCAGGUCAGGUCACCUGAGUAAAGGUGUUCAACAGUGGGAAUCACCUCAUCUACAUUUGGUCUCUCCAAUGUAGAGGUGAAUGCAUUGAGUAACAAAAACAAUUUACUAAGUUUGAAGUACAAGUAAAUCUCUUUUACCUGGAACAAGUGCUUGACACAAUGGGAAGGAAGAUGGCAACAGAUAAGUUCUUUAGCUCUUACAUUCACAUCAGAAAGUGCUGUAGGAAUGACCCAUCGUGCUGGGAAUGGGGUAAUGGAAGAUUGGACCAGGGUAUUGUUUGGUAGUGGUAAUAAUGACAGGGGGUGCAGUAUCACAUGUCAUUGUCCAGGCCCUUCAGCAUGGCCAAACAUGUAGCUGUCACCAAUCAUGGAUGGACUAGUAACUUGACACAGUACUGUGCAUGACAUAAUUGUGACUGGGUAUCAACCCAUCUGAUGUACACUUUAUGUGGAAGUCCAUAUAUACCAUAUCAUCACUCUCAUCGAAGGUCUGUUACCUCAUCAAAUAUUUGAAGCAAGUUAAACGUAGUUUGCCUUUAAAAUGUCUGUGGUAGCUUUCCUUAAUUAGGGAACACCUCCAUAAGUGACUGUUAAUAUUGUUUUGAAAUGGUUUCCCCACUGAGGUUAAACUGACUGGUCUGCAGUUGCUAGACUCAAACAAGGGUGUAGCAUUUGAGGUUUUCCAGUCAUCUGGCACCAGCCUUGUAUCUAAAGAGGAUUCAAAGAUUAUGGCCAGUGCCUCUGUAAUUUCGACCUUACAGCAUUUGGUAUCUUCAGAUCCUCUGAAGAUUUUUAUGAAAUUUAAGUACAGCCAGUUUUUUGAAUAUUUUCUCAUUAAUAAAUCUUCUUUCCAGUGUCUUACUUAUCUCCUUUUUCACUAUAACUUUGACAGCAUCUUCAUCUUUGGCAAAGACAGAUGCACAGUAUUUAUCUGGUACCUUAGCCAUAGAAUCUGCCUUCAGGAUAAAACUUGUAUUGGAGGAGAGAAGGAAUAGAGCGAGUGAGGUUGGAGGUGAGUGUUGGCAUCUGCAUGCUGUGGCUGAAGCCUUUCAGCUACAGUGUUUGUCCCCGGGUUCUGUACCGUUGUGUACCAGGAGCCACGGAGGAACAGCUGUCUCUGUUACCAGAAAUUUUUCUAAUUUAUCCAUCUCCCCUUAUUACACUUUUACGACUUAAAUACUUAUAGAAAACUUUUGAAUCCCCUUUUUAUUUUGAUGGCUAGACUUUUCUAAUACUCUGUCUUUGCUUCUAUCAUAGAUGAGUAACUGGGCAUGCAGUACUGUGUUUGGGAAUACAGAUUUUACAUAUCCUGGACUCAGAUUUGAACAUACAUUAUCACAUCAUGAACCACUAACUGGACAUCUGAUAUAAAAAAUACCCACAAAAAACAGGAGCAACCAAAGGUCAUCUGGUCCUUUUGAGUCUGCCCCACCAUUCCAUAAAAUCAUGGCUGAUUUCCAUUCUCAACUCUAUUUCCCAUGCCUAUCUGGAUCUAUUGAUUGCACAAGAAUUGAUAGCCUAUUUAUCUCAGCUUUGAAUAUACUAAAUGACUAGAAGGGGUCUGGUGGCACAAUGGUACUGUCCCUAUCACUGAACCAGGAGGUACGGGUUCAAAUCUCACCCGCUUCAAAAUUGUGUAAUAAUAUCUCUGAACAGAUUGAUCAGAGAAUAUUGAUACUCGACAUUCACUGUGGUAGACAAUUCUAACGAUUCGCGACUCUCCUACUCAGCUCAGUUUUAAAUGAUCAACUCCUUAUCCUGAGACCAUGCCCCUAAGCUCUAGAUUCUCCAGUCAACCAACUCUGUGUUUACUGUCAAGACCCCUCAGAAUCUUAUGUAUUCUGAUCAGAUUACUUCUCAUUAUUUUAAACUCCAGAGUAAAAAUCAUUCCAUUCAAUUUCUCCUCAUAGGACAACACUCUAAAGCUUGGGAAUCAACCUAAUAAACCUUCAAUGCACUACCUCUAAGGCAAGUAUUGCCUUUGUGACGCAAGAUGAAAAAUCUGCUCUGUACUCCAGAUCGGGUCUCACCCAAGCCCUGUAUAAUUGUGGCAAGACUCCGUACUCUCACACUCCAAUGUUUUCGCAAUAAUGACCAACAUGUAAUUUGCUUUCUUAAUUGUUUGCAAUUCUUGCACGCUAACUUCAAUGCUCCUUAUACGAGGAUAGCCAAAUUACUUUGCAUACCAACAUCUAAAAGUUUCAUAUUUAAAAAAAAAUUAAUUUUCUAUUCUAUUUAUCAAAGUGAAUAAUCUCAAAUUUUCCCAUGUUAUAUUCGAUUUUACCCACAGGUUUAAAAUCUAUGUUCCUUUGCAGCCUUCCUCACUUAUCAUCAUACGAAUUUGCACAUGUACAAAAAUCAAAGUACCUUACUCUUGAUCCGCUCAUCUAAGUCAUUAUCAUUCAUGAAGUUCUCACUUAAGGUUGCGGUUGUAUGCCUGAAUAGUUACGCUAAGGGAAGAAAUUUUAAAGUCUGAGUAAGGUUUAUGCAGAUACUUCUUGCCCAGAGAAAAACAAUGUACACAUUUUAAUUCUGUACAUGCAUGUGCAGCAUUGUGUAUUCUUAGCUGAAAUAACUUGUAAAAUGAGGCCAUAAAUAUUAAAUAAUUACUGUCUUCAUUGUUUCAACAUGAUAAUUUCUGGUAACAGAGACAGCUACUGCUCUGCGGCUCUUGGUACACAACAGUACAGAACC